This is a messenger RNA of Malassezia japonica, 903 nucleotides long. RefSeq lists its product as uncharacterized. The record is from RefSeq and is a predicted model, not a curated record. The coding region runs from base 1 to 903 and encodes 300 amino acids. The transcript is spliced from 3 exons. Lineage: Eukaryota; Fungi; Basidiomycota; Malasseziomycetes; Malasseziales; Malasseziaceae.
AUGCCGAAGCGCACGCCAGGGACGCCGAGCAAGAAGGCGGCGAAUGCGCCGUUUGCCAAAUUUGCCGAGAAUACCACGUCACCGGUCGCAAGUAGCAGCUCAUCUCCUAAGCCAUGGGCAGGGCGGACGAGCUCGCCGCGCGUGAGCCGUGAGGAGCCGCGCGAUCCCCACGACGCGUUCCUGCUGCCCCGCACCUCGGAGCAGACGCAACACCGGCGGCUACGCACGCUGCUAGCCGACUUUGUCCGGGAGACGACCGAGUGGGAGGAGGUGCACACGCUGGACGGGAUUAAAUGGGCCUCGGACGCGAAGCAGACCUGGGAGGAGAUGGCAAGCCUCCUGCGGCGCCCGGAAAGUGCAUCCAGCGAUGCGCCACCCGCCGAUAUGGACGACGAAAAGCUGCGUGCGAGCCUGAUUCCCCUGCUACAAAACCUCGAGCAGAGCACGGUGCAGCUGCACAAGAUGGUCGAGCGCCUUGUACGUCUACGUUCUCACCAGAAAAAACACGCAGCGCGCAUCACGGCGCUGUCUGACAUGGGCACAGAUCUCUUGAUCGAGACGGCCGACGGCGGGCGCGAGAGCGCGGCGUUUGUCGACCCAAUGUGGGCGACGUGGACGAUGGACCAGUUUGUCCUUGCUAUCCGCUCGCUCGCACAGCAGUAUGCGGUUUCUACCGCCGAGAUUGCCGCGCUCGUGCCGCGCCUUUGUGACGCGAGUGACGACCCGGCGAUGCUUGCCAAGAAACGCGCGGCGCUCGAAGAGUUUGUGCGUCUACCUCACCUACAUCCAUCUGGGCUGUCUGGCACAGCUCCUGCGUUUGGCGCGGAUGCGAGUCUCGCGACUGGCGUCAGCCGCCAUUUCCUCGAGCACGUUUGCGAGGCCGAAGUCCGGGGCUGGGCCUAG